AUGUAUAACGAUGAAAUGCGUGGUGAUGGUUCUAAUGAUAGGGGUGAUGAUAUCCGUAAGGCAAAUCAUAAUGAUAAAAGUUUACAAGGAUUGCAACAACAACUCAACUACAACAAGACCAGCAACAACACAUCCAACAUGAAUGACGUAAUUUUCAUCACGAUCGUCAUCGUCUUUUGCAACAACAACGAGAACGACAACGGCGACGACACCAAAAACGCUAACGACGACAACAGCAGCGGCAACAUCAACAACAACAUUGGCAAGAAGGAGAACAACGACAAUACACAGGACCCAUACAUAACCCCUGUUAAUAAUUCACGGCAUAUUCAGAUUAAAAAGUCCGACUUCCUUGCUGCUCUGGUGUCGCGAGCUUUAUGA
Molecule: messenger RNA, 381 nt
Organism: Helobdella robusta
Lineage: Eukaryota; Metazoa; Annelida; Clitellata; Rhynchobdellida; Glossiphoniidae
Exons: 2
Coding region: 1-381 (126 amino acids)
Source: RefSeq, a predicted model, not a curated record